Ceutorhynchus assimilis (cabbage seed weevil) is the source of this 4072-nucleotide messenger RNA. Lineage: Eukaryota; Metazoa; Arthropoda; Insecta; Coleoptera; Curculionidae. The record is from the annotation of a GenBank genome assembly.
GGGGCUUUCAGCCUAAUGGCGUCAAUUUUAAGAUCUUCGAAAUUUGUGCGAUAUAUCGCGGGUUUUGCCAGAAAUGUAGUCUCAAACACCCCCAGAGAGUUCGACGGAAAUUUGGUCAACGCUGCCACAGUGCAAUGUUACUGCGGGGCCAUCCCCAGAGCCCUAGCGACGCAAGCUUCAGUCGACCAAACCCUUGAGCACCGGCUCCGUUCUCUGGACCAAGACGUGAGAAAAUCAGGCCGAAUAAGUCGCCGAGACAUCGAAGAUGUCCUGGAAGAAAUCAGAACCGCACGCUCUGCCACCAGCAGCCAAUCGCUUUUGGUCAUCCGAUGUUGCGGCAGUUUGGUGCCCGACGAGUUGCCCGAAGUCCGCACAAAGUUGGUCCAAGAAAUUUGGACUGUCCUAAACAAAAUCAAUGUCCCCAUGGAUGUUAGCCACUACAAUGCCCUUUUACGUGUUUAUUUGGAAAACGAGUACAAAUUUUCUCCUUUGGAGUUUUUGAAAAAUAUGGAAUUGAAAUGUAUAGAGCCUAAUAGAGUCACUUAUCAAAGAUUGAUACAAAGAUAUUGUCAGGAUGGGGAUAUAGACGGAGCUACAAAGAUUUUAGAGUUUAUGAGAGAAAAACUAAUGCCUGUUAAUGAAAAUGUUUUUAAUUCUUUAAUAUAUGGCCACGCGCAAUGUGAGGAUAUGCAAAGUGCUCACGGCAUACUAAGCGUAAUGCAACAAGCAGGAUUAGAGCCUAGUGCAGAUACCUACACAACUCUACUGUGCGGUUAUGCUAAAUUUGGCAACAUCGAUACAAUAAAGCAAGUAAUAGAAGAAUGCGAAGCCAAAGAAAUUUGGCUACUAGACAAAGACUAUUUGGACAUAAUUUACUCUUUAGCCACAAACAACCAUGGACAUUUAAUAAAAGAAAUUCUACCAAAAAUCAAAAAACACAUUGGCUACAACCAAGAUGCAAUCAAUUUAACAUUGAGGCUAAUCAACAAAGGCCAAGUUGAAGCCGCUUACGACAUACUCAAAACAGUAGAAAGAUCUAAACUUCCAAACGGCUCUUUGGUACCAAUAGGCAACUUUUUCAUCCGUCAACUAGUCAAAUGCCACAACCUAGAAACAAUCAAAAAAUAUUGCCAACAAAUGGAAUUAGACGGUUUAUACCAACGCGGUAUCUUAUUGGCCACAGAAGUGAGCCUGGAACUCAACCUCAACCACCUAGCGUUUGAUUUGUUGUUGGAACUCAAAUCCCAAAACCUGGAAAUCAGGCAGCACUAUUUCUGGCCGUUGUUGCAAGCUAACAAGCACAACAACCAGGAAAUUGUGGCAAUAUUGCAAAAAAUUCAAUCGCUGUUUGGUUUGAUACCUAACAACGAAACUCUUAGGGAUUGGGUGUUGCCAAAUCUCAAAGGUAAAAGCACUGAGCUGCUGUCGUUGUUGCGAGAAGCUAAUAUUUCCAUUGGGGCUUCUGCUAGUAGUUUGGUUACUAGUUUGUUGAGUAAAGGGGAUAUUAAAGAAGCUGCUUUGAUUGCGUCUAGUGUUAAUAAGGCUAUAUAUAAUAUUGAAAGUUUGAGGAGGCCUUUAAGUCAUGCUUUGCUGAAUUCGAAUGAUGUUGCAAGUUAUAUUACGUUGUUGAGGAGAUUGACGCAAGAUGGCAGCGUCGAUCAAUUUUUGAUUGAUUUGGCUAAAACUAACACGAAAAAAUUUGUGGAAAUUAUUCCUAAAGUUCUUGAAGGGUUGUUGGAGGAAGGCUUGAGUGUCGCAAACACAACAGCUCAGUUGAUAGAGGGUCACUUGCAUGAAAAAAUGACAGAAGACUUAUCAAACAUUUUGUCUAAGUUGACUAGUGGUGAACUAGUCCCAAAGCCUCUUACCAAUAAAGUCCACUAUACUCCUUACCAUCAAAUGAAUGUGCUUCAGCUAGAAAAACUUAUAGAAAAUCUUGAAAGCAAAAACCUGGAUUGUUUGGGGUACAAUAGGCGUUUGCUGACUUUGUACCAUCGCGAGGGCAAUCUGGAAAAAAUGAAAACUUUGCUGGCAAAGUUGCAAAACAUUCCCGCUUUCGACUUUGGUAGCGGCAUUCACGCGAUUUUGAUGGACACCUUGGCUCAGCAUGGACAUUUAGAAGAGGCUAUGGAAGAAUUCAAUAAGGUCAAGGAACUGGAAAAGGAUAGUUUCAAGUUGGACGAGAGCAAAUGCGUUCGAUUGGCUGGUUUGAUGGCUAAGAAUGGACAAAUUGAAAGGGCGAUACAGUUUUUGGAAGAAAGUCCUUGCGAUAAAGGAGAGCGUUCUUAUUCCUACACGUCUUUGGUUUGGCGCAUUUUCAAUUCCAUGGCAGAAGAAGGGCGACAGGAAGAUUUGACUAAAUUUUUCGAGGCCUUAUUGGAAAAGGACUAUCUGGAUGUAAACACUAUUAUUUUGGGACCCUUAAUAAAAGUUUUCAUUGUCAAUGGUGAUUUGGAAGGUGCAUUAAAGAAGUUUGAAUGGUGUGUAGAUCAAUACAAGUUGACUCCGUGGAAAAACGAGCUGGCCUGCAAAUUAAUUGAAGCCGAAGAUGCUGACAAGCUACAAAAACUGACAGAUUUGAGCACGGUAGUCCACGGCGAAAUCAACAGUCUCUACGAUUUGGUGUUUAGUUUUGUAGAAUGCGGGCGCGUAAGACAAGCCAGGAAAAUUCUAGAAACGCCCGGACUACAAAACCGACCGCAACGCAUCAAUAAUGCUUGUGAAAGGUUUCAGCAAGAAGGCCUUGUCAAGCCUCUUGAAGGUUUGAAAGACGCCACUCGCGAUUUGAAUCACAUUGAUCGCAGUGACAUAUAUUAUCAACUAUUGCUUAGCUAUAUUAAGCAAAACGAUGCCGAAAAGUCAUUGGGGCUGUGGACGCAGAUGCAGGAAGAAGAUUUGCAGCCCACUGAUCAGUUUUUGUUAAAGUUGGGCUCGUUUUUACAAGAAAAAGGUCUACAAGUGCCUUUCGCAAUUCCCCACCCGAAAAUCCAGAAAAGACCCCCUCAACAAGUGCCUCUCUCGCAACCGGAACCCUCAAAACCUCGCAUUACCAUAAAACAGAAACUAGCUUCCAAUGACCUUGAAGCUGGCCUCCAAUUGUUUCACAAACAACCGCAGCACACUUCAGUAGUUGAAGCCUCGCAGCUAAUUGAAAAACUAAUCCACGAAGACAGGCUUGGAGAUGCUUUGGAAGUCACCAUGAAAAUGCUCAAUAACGGCUCGUUCCCUGUUCAAAAAAUUUUCCGGUUUCUAUUGAACAAGUUGGCUGCUCAAGGACAAGUGGACCAGUUAAAACAAAUUGGUGACAAACUAACAAUUGACGUAAAACGAUUGGUAUCGUUUGACAAUCGUUAUUGCCAUGCCAAUAUUGUGGCCAAUAGAGUUGAAGAAUAUCUAACAACACUAGAAGAAAAUAUUGACAAGGCCACUAAGGAUAGUUUGGAAAUAAUUAGCAGCGAAUUCCCGCGAGGGGGCGCCUACGGAAUAUUAGAAAAACAUCCAGAACACACAGAAAAAUUUGAAACAAUAGCAAUCAAAUAUGCACAAAAAGGCAUCGUGGGGCCUUUGAAUGUUUUAUGGACCAAAUACUUUAUCGAGAACAAUCAAGAUAAAAUCACUUACCUGUGGGACACUUACCUAAAACACGCCCAACGAAUAAUGUUCCAAAAAAUCAUCCAAACCGCACGCGAUACCCAAAACGAAGACCUCAUAAAACGUCUGGUUGAACAUUUGAAAAUCUCCAACGUCACUCCUGGAGCAGUCGGAAACGCUUACAGUUGCUAUUUAGAUGUUUUAGUAGCCAAAAAUCGCCUAGAAAGUAUCGAAACCACCUUUAACGAAGCCCUAAGUCAAGUUAGUAUUGAAAACAUCAACAGGACGGCGGUGUUGCGGGUGAAAGAAUGCUACGAGAAAUUAGGUAAGAGUUUCGAUUAUCAGGUGCCGGCUAAAAGUAGUCAGAAAGCGAACGAGGAAGUUUGAAAUUGGCAUUUUUUGUUAAUUGUUUUGUGAUUUUAGUUUUAAGAUAAAAAAAUAAAAAAGGAGAAGAAUUUUCUAUUUAAAUAUUUUUUUUUUU